CCGUCCCCUCCAUCAGAGAGGUAGGUAGCUGCACCCGUAUCGCCGUCCCCUCCAUCAGAGGUAGCUACACCCGUAUCGCUGUCCCCUCCAUCAGAGAGGUAGGUAGCUACACCCGUAUCGCCGUUCCCUCCAUCAGAGAGGUAGGUAGCUACACCCGCAUCGCCGUCCCCUCCAUCAGAGAGGUAGGUAGCUACACCCGUAUCGCCGUCCCCUCCAUCAGAGAGGUAGCUACACCCGUAUCGCCAUCCCCUCCAUCAGAGAGGUAGCUACGCCCGUAUAUCGCCGUCCCCUCCAUCAGAGAGGUAGGUAGCUACACCCGCAUCGCCGUCCCCUCCAUCAGAGAGGUAGGUAGCUACACCCGUAUCGCCGUCCCCUCCAUCAGAGAGGUAGCUACGCCCGUAUCGCCGUCCCCUCCAUCAGAGGUAGGUAGCUACACCCGCAUCGCCGCCCCCUCCAUCAGAGAGGUAGCUACACCCGUAUCGCCGUCCCCUCCAUCAGAGAGGUAGGUAGCUACACCCGUAUCGCCGUCCCCUCCAUCAGAGAGGUAGGUAGCUACACCCGUAUCGCCGUCCCUUCCAUCAGAGAGGUAGGUAGCUACACCCGCAUCGCCGUCCCCUCCAUCAGAGAGGUAGGUAGCUACACCCGUAUCGCCGUCCCCUCCAUCAGAGAGGUAGCUACGCCCGUAUCGCCGUCCCCUCCAUCAGAGGUAGGUAGCUACACCCGCAUCGCCGCCCCCUCCAUCAGAGAGGUAGCUACACCCGUAUCGCCGUCCCCUCCAUCAGAGAGGUAGGUAGCUACACCCGUAUCGCCGUCCCCUCCAUCAGAGAGGUAGGUAGCUACACCCGUAUCGCCGUCCCUUCCAUCAGAGGUAGGUAGCUACACCCGUAUCGCCGUCCCUUCCAUCAGAGAGGUAGGUAGCUACACCCGCAUCGCCGUCCCCUCCAUCAGAGAGGUAGGUAGCUACACCCGUAUCGCCGUCCCCUCCAUCAGAGAGGUAGCUACACCCGUAUCGCAGUCCCCUCCAUCAGAGAGGUAGCUACGCCCGUAUCGCCGUCCCCUCCAUCAGAGGUAGGUAGCUACACCCGUAUCGCCGUCCCUUCCAUCACAGGUAGGUAGCUACACCCGUAUCGCCGUCCCUUCCAUCAGAGAGGUAGGUAGCUACACCCGCAUCGCCGUCCCCUCCAUCAGAGAGGUAGCUACACCCGUAUCGUCGCCCCCUCCAUCAGAGAGGUAGCUACACCCGCAUCGCCGUCCCUUCCAUCAGAGAGGUAGGUAGCUACACCCGUAUCGCCGUCCCUUCCAUUAGAGAGGUAGGUAGCUACACCCGCAUCGCCAUCCCCUUCAUAAGAAGGGUAGGUAGCUACACCCGCAUCGCCGUCCCCUCCAUCAGAGAGGUAGCUACACCCGUAUUGCCAUCCCCUCCAUCAGAGAGGUAGGUAGCGACACCCGCAUCGCCGUCCCCUCCAUCAGAGAGGUAGCUACACCCGUAUCGCCGUCCCCUUCAUAAGAAGGGUAGGUAGCUACACCCGUAUUGCCGUCCCCUCCAUCAGAGAUGUAGGUAGCUACACCCGCAUCGCCGUCCCCUCCAUCAGAGAGGUAGGUAGCUACACCCGUAUCGCCAUCCCCUCCAUCAGAGAGGUAGGUAGCUACACCCGUAUCGCCAUCCCCUCCAUCAGAGAGGUAGGUAGCUACACCCGCAUCGCCGUCCCCUCCAUCAGAGAGGUAGGUAGCUACACCCGUAUCGCCGUCCCCUCCAUCAGAGAGGUAGGUAGCUACACCCGUAUCGCCGUCCCCUCCAUCAGAGAGGUAGAUAGCUACACCCGCAUCGCUGUCCCCUCCAUCAGAGAGGUAGGUAGCUACACCCGUAUCGCCGUCCCCUCCAUCAGAGAGGUAGCUACACCCGUAUCGCCAUCCCCUCCAUCAGAGAGGUAGCUACGCCCGUAUAUCGCCGUCCCCUCCAUCAGAGAGGUAGGUAGCUACACCCGCAUCGCCGUCCCCUCCAUCAGAGAGGUAGGUAGCUACACCCGUAUCGCCGUCCCCUCCAUCAGAGAGGUAGCUACGCCCGUAUCGCCGUCCCCUCCAUCAGAGGUAGGUAGCUACACCCGCAUCGCCGCCCCCUCCAUCAGAGAGGUAGCUACACCCGUAUCGCCGUCCCCUCCAUCAGAGAGGUAGGUAGCUACACCCGUAUCGCCGUCCCCUCCAUCAGAGAGGUAGGUAGCUACACCCGUAUCGCCGUCCCUUCCAUCAGAGAGGUAGGUAGCUACACCCGCAUCGCCGUCCCCUCCAUCAGAGAGGUAGGUAGCUACACCCGCAUCGCCGUCCCCUCCAUCAGAGAGGUAGGUAGCUACACCCGUAUCGCCGUCCCCUCCAUCAGAGAGGUAGCUACGCCCGUAUCGCCGUCCCCUCCAUCAGAGGUAGGUAGCUACACCCGCAUCGCCGCCCCCUCCAUCAGAGAGGUAGCUACACCCGUAUCGCCGUCCCCUCCAUCAGAGAGGUAGGUAGCUACACCCGUAUCGCCGUCCCCUCCAUCAGAGAGGUAGGUAGCUACACCCGUAUCGCCGUCCCUUCCAUCAGAGGUAGGUAGCUACACCCGUAUCGCCGUCCCUUCCAUCAGAGAGGUAGGUAGCUACACCCGCAUCGCCGUCCCCUCCAUCAGAGAGGUAGGUAGCUACACCCGUAUCGCCGUCCCCUCCAUCAGAGAGGUAGCUACACCCGUAUCGCAGUCCCCUCCAUCAGAGAGGUAGCUACGCCCGUAUCGCCGUCCCCUCCAUCAGAGGUAGGUAGCUACACCCGUAUCGCCGUCCCUUCCAUCAGAGGUAGGUAGCUACACCCGUAUCGCCGUCCCUUCCAUCAGAGAGGUAGGUAGCUACACCCGCAUCGCCGUCCCCUCCAUCAGAGAGGUAGCUACACCCGUAUCGUCGCCCCCUCCAUCAGAGAGGUAGCUACACCCGCAUCGCCGUCCCUUCCAUCAGAGAGGUAGGUAGCUACACCCGUAUCGCCGUCCCUUCCAUUAGAGAGGUAGGUAGCUACACCCGCAUCGCCAUCCCCUUCAUAAGAAGGGUAGGUAGCUACACCCGCAUCGCCGUCCCCUCCAUCAGAGAGGUAGCUACACCCGUAUUGCCAUCCCCUCCAUCAGAGAGGUAGGUAGCGACACCCGCAUCGCCGUCCCCUCCAUCAGAGAGGUAGCUACACCCGUAUCGCCGUCCCCUUCAUAAGAAGGGUAGGUAGCUACACCCGUAUUGCCGUCCCCUCCAUCAGAGAUGUAGGUAGCUACACCCGCAUCGCCGUCCCCUCCAUCAGAGAGGUAGGUAGCUACACCCGUAUCGCCAUCCCCUCCAUCAGAGAGGUAGGUAGCUACACCCGUAUCGCCAUCCCCUCCAUCAGAGAGGUAGGUAGCUACACCCGCAUCGCCGUCCCCUCCAUCAGAGAGGUAGGUAGCUACACCCGUAUCGCCGUCCCCUCCAUCAGAGAGGUAGGUAGCUACACCCGUAUCGCCGUCCCCUCCAUCAGAGAGGUCCGCACCGGCCGCAACACAGAGACCUUUAGGACCAACGGCGUCUAUGACCAAAUCUCUGAGGACUGUGCCUUCUCUAUCAUCUAUGGAGAGACCUAUGAAGCUCUGGACCUGGUGGCUAACUCUGCAGAGGUGGCCAACGUCUGGGUCACUGGCCUGAGGUAUCUGAUUCUGUAUGGGAAGCAUGCCAUAGACAUGAUGGCCAGCAGUGAGGACAGCCUUCGUCUCGCCUGGCUAGCAGAGACAUUUUCCUCUAUGGUUGUCUCAGAUGGACAGGGUGGAGGAGAGGUGGUGGGGAUCAGUUUGCGGUCGGCUGUAGGUCUGAUCAGGAGUGUUAACCCUGGGGUGAGGAGUGAGAAAGUGGAACACCGGUUUAAGGAGCUCCAUCGUGUCAAGGAGAGGAUGAAUGGGGCCGGGACAUCUGGAGUUGGAACUGUGGCUGAAGCAAAGGUUGGGUCUUCAGUUGUAGCUGUGAUUGGCUCAGGAGCUGGCGAUGAGGAUAGGGCUCCAGCUGUGACUGAAGCUGAGGAAAGGGAUGGGGGUGAAUCUGGAUCUGGGACUGGAGCAAACGCAGACAACAGAAAAGGAGGGAUAGAGGACAGGGUAACCAAGGAGGAGUUCAUUGAGGUCUUUCACGACCUUUGCACCCGACCGGAGAUCUACUUCCUGCUGGUGCAGUUCUCUAGCAACAAGGAGUACUUGGAUACCAAGGAUCUAAUGAGGUUCCUGGAGGUUGAGCAGGGCAUGGCUCAGGUGACUGAAGACACCAGUCUGGAGCUCAUCCAAUCCCACGAGCCGUCGGAGGAGGGACGUCGCCAAGGCUGCCUCUCAUUGGACGGUUUCACCAGAUAUCUCACCUCCCUGGAGUGCCACCUGUUUGACCCGGAGCACAGCCAGGUGUGCCAGGACAUGAGCCAGCCCUUAUCCCACUACUACAUCAACUCCUCCCACAACACCUACCUCAUCGAGGACCAGUUCAAGGGGCCCGCUGACAUCACCGGCUACAUCCGCGCUUUAAAGAUGGGCUGCAGGUGUGUGGAGGUGGAUGUCUGGGAUGGCCCUAGCGACGAACCCGUGGUUUAUACCAGUCACACCCUCACCUCGCCCGUCAAGUUCCACUGUGUCCUGGAUGUGAUCGGCCGUUUUGCGUUCGAGGCUUCGGAGUUUCCACUGAUCCUGUGUGUGGAGAACCACUGCUCCCCCUUCCAGCAGAGAGUCAUGCUCCAGCACCUGAGGAGGAUACUAGGGGAGAAGUUGUACACGAAGCCCCUCAGGGAAGGGGAGGUGUACCUGCCCUCGCCUAAUGCCCUGAGGGGCAAGAUCCUGUUGAAGGGGCAGAAGUUGGAGGAGGGAUGCGGGGGGGCGGAGGGGGACGUGACUGACGAAGACGAGGGGGCGGAGAUGUGCCAGAGGAUGAAGGCUGGUAACAGUGGAGAGGGAGCGGGGGAGGGGGUGCAGAAAGGUGGAGGGGGUGGUGGUACUAGUAGCAUUAAAUCCCUGACCCCUCCUACUACCCCUAAACGGUUCCAGCUCCUAAAGGAGCUCUCUGACUUGGUGACUCUGUGCAAGUCAGUACGUUUCACAGACUUCCAGAUGUCGUUCUCUAUCCAGAAACCCUGGGAGCUCUGCUCGUUCAAUGAGACCCUGGCUUUGCGCUGCGCCAGCGAGCGCCCAGGAGACUUUGUCAACUACAACAAGCGCUUCCUGUCGCGGGUCUACCCCAGCGCCAUGCGCAUCGACUCCAGCAACAUGAAUCCACAGGACCUGUGGAAGUGCGGUUGCCAGAUUGUGGCUUUGAACUACCAGACGCCUGGGUUGAUGAUGGACCUUAACAUUGCCUGGUUCCGCCAGAACGGGAAUUGUGGGUACGUGCUGCGACCCGCCAUCAUGCGACAGGAGGUGUCGUAUUUCAGCGCUGAUACAAGAGACUCUGUGCCGGGUGUGUCCCCUCAGCUGCUCCAUGUCAAGGUGAUCAGUGGUCAGAACCUUCCCCGUCCGAGGGGUUCUGGAGCUAAAGGAGAUGUGGUGGACCCGUACGUCUACGUGGAGAUCCACGGUAUCCCUGCCGACUGUGCCGAGCGCCGCACCCGCACGGUGAUGCAGAACGGAGACAACCCCAUCUUUGACGAGAGCUUUGAGUUCCAGAUCAACCUGCCAGAGCUGGCCAUGGUGCGCUUCGUGGUGCUGGAUGACGAAUUCAUAGGGGACGAGUUCAUAGGUCAGUACACCAUUCCCCUGGAGUGCUUACAGCCAGGCUACCGACACAUACCAUUACAGUCACUGAUGGGGGAGGACCUCCCGUACGCCAUGCUGUUCGUCCAUGUGGCCCUCACCAACCGGAGAGGAGGGGGAAAGCCCUACAAGCGGGGGCUGUCUGUGCGGAAGGCGAGGCGAGGGAGGGACUACGCUGCACUCCGGGACCUGGGGAUCAAAGAAGUGGACGAGGUUUUCAAAAUGGCCGGCCCGCAACUGAAGGAGGCCACGGACCUGCGGGAGAACAUGCAGAACUCAGUGGCAGUGUUCAGGGAGCUGUGUGGGGUGUCAGCGGUGGCUAACCUCAUGCAGUGUGUAUUGGCCCUGGGAUCCCGUGUGGUGGGGGCCGAUGGGGACCCCCUGAUGCUGUUUGAGCUAAGGGAGCAGUACCCCUCCAUGGAGCCCCAAGGGCCCCUGCCGGAUGUCCUACGCAGGGUGGUCUCCACCUACGAAACGAUGAUCCAGGCGAGCAGAGCAGUGAUGGAGCUGUCAGACGGAGUCUACGACAGGAUCCUACAGAUACAGACAACAGCCAUGAAGUUCCAUGAGACGUUGCAUUCCAUUGCAGUGAAGGAGGGGCUUAAGGAUCGUAAGGUCACCAGAGCUGUGGAGAGUUUCAGCUGGAACAUCACCAUAUUGAAGGGGCAGGCAGACCUUCUGAAACGGGCUAUGACGGAGGUGCAGGAGAACAUGAAGCAGGUACACUAUGCUGCCCUGACCUCUAACCUUAGUAAGGGUGUGACAGGAGAGGCGACCCGCCCCCGACGCAGCCUGGACACCAUCCAGGAGAGAGCUACCGCUCCGGCUAGAGGUUCCACUUAGGUACAGGUCUAGGACCAGCUUACCCACCUCAAAUUAUAUAUUAAAUCAAAACGGGGGAAAUGUCAACUCUGACUUUAGAUCAGUUUCUAAGGGCACCGUCAUCCUGAGGAUCGGCAGGUUGGCCAGAACUGACAACCAAGUUGCUACACGCACUCAAAAGUGAAUGGCUCCUUCUGCAUCUAAACCGCUUAGGGGCUGUUGGAGUCUAGUUGGCCAUUCUCUCCACACAACGAUGAAGAGAAGAAAGAUGGACUAAAACAAUUAAAAGAAAAAUACUCCUGUUAUACCACUGUCAGGAGGGAGGAGUAACAUCAAAGACACUGGAGACAGGAAUGUGGAGAGGAAUGAAGUCAGACAAUCAGAAUGGCCUGUCCCUGAAUGUCGCUGGAAAUAUGUUUUUAAUCCUACUCUCUGAAGUGUUUGAAUCCAGCUCCUAAAAGAACAAUCUGUAUCGCCGAGUUAUCGAUGAAGAUCCGUUUUAAAAUGUUUGAGCCGACAUACAGUAUGAAGCGACCGCGGGAAUAUUGUCUUUAAUUGUUGAUCGCGCUAUAAAAGCGUCUCUUCAGCACUAUGGAUUGAAUGGAGUCCUUGUUUUUUGUUGGGGGGAGUGGAGGGCUUUCAGGGCGAUCAAAACUACAGAACAAUGUGAAACUGAAUGAGACCGAAGUGAUAAAUUACGUGUGGGAGGAGGCUGAUUCAGAAUGUGUGAAUUGUGACUGCUACCAAUAAAAUAUGCUAUUUAGCAGAAAAGUUUAUCCAAAGCGACUUACAGUAGUGCAUGCAUACAUUUUGUUUUUGUAUGGGUGGCCUCAGCGGGAAUCAAACCUACGAUCCUGAAGUUGCAAACACCAACUGAGCCACUUCAGCUUCUCCGGGUACAGAGGAACAAAAGAAUGUAGACGUGUACAGAGUAGAAUGGGAAUCCCCAUUCAUGUAAAUUAUGCCGUAAUGUACGUGUCUGUCUGCAGGCUUUCACUCCCUUGUAGUUGACUGAUGAAUUAAGGGUGCUGAUUAGUAAGGAACUACCCUCACCUGUGGAUAUUGGUGGGAUAGGGUUACUGACUCAACUGUAUGAUCAAAAACAGUAUUUCAAGCACUCCUUCCAUAGCACCUUGACCAAUGCUUUUCUAGGUAGUUGUGUCACACUUCACAGUAUUAUCCUCAUUCUGUAAAAUGUUACUGGAUUUUUACAAAAUGGUGACUUCCGAUAAUAAAAUAAACAAACAUUCCUGACA
This is a messenger RNA of Oncorhynchus kisutch (coho salmon), 7824 nucleotides long. Its product is annotated as inactive phospholipase C-like protein 2. The record is from RefSeq and is a predicted model, not a curated record. The transcript has 10 exons. Gene Ontology annotation, molecular function: phosphatidylinositol-4,5-bisphosphate phospholipase C activity. NCBI's taxonomy places the organism in Eukaryota, Metazoa, Chordata, Actinopteri, Salmoniformes, Salmonidae. Bases 3710 to 6589 code for a protein of 959 amino acids. Gene Ontology annotation, biological process: regulation of synaptic transmission, GABAergic; phosphatidylinositol metabolic process; gamma-aminobutyric acid signaling pathway.